This is a messenger RNA of Penicillium griseofulvum, 1761 nucleotides long. RefSeq names its product FAD-dependent oxidoreductase. Gene Ontology annotation, molecular function: D-amino-acid oxidase activity; FAD binding. NCBI's taxonomy places the organism in Eukaryota, Fungi, Ascomycota, Eurotiomycetes, Eurotiales, Aspergillaceae. The record is from RefSeq and is a predicted model, not a curated record. The coding region runs from base 1 to 1761 and encodes 586 amino acids. The transcript has 9 exons.
AUGACCAAUAACAUUGUAGUUCUGGGCGCUGGUGUAUCUGGUUUGACCACCGCAUAUCUGCUGUCGCAAGACCCCGACAACAAGAUCACUGUGCUGGCAAAACAUAUGCCUGGUGACUAUGAUAUCGAAUAUGCGUCCCCAUGGGCCGGUGCCAACUAUAUGCCGGUAGGAAAGGAGGGAAGUGCUCAUGAGAAAUACGAGCGCGAGACCUGGCCAGCAUUGAAAGAAAUUACGGAUAAAUACCCCGAGGCUGGUAUUCAUUUCCGAGGCACCUUGAUCUACAACCGAAAGAAGGAUCAGGAAUCAGACACCGGGAAGUGGUUCUCGGAAUUGACUCAGCCAAACCCGUGGUUCAAAGAUGUCGUGCCUGAUUUCAAAAACGUUCCCUCCGAUCAAUUGCCUUCCGGAAUGGACAAUGGGCAGGAGUUCACAUCCGUCUGCAUCAACACUGCCGUCUACCUGCCGUGGUUGGUCGGUCAGUGCAUCAAGAACGGCGCGGUCUUCAAGCGAGCUGUGUUUAAGCAUAUCGCCGACGCGGCCAACGCCCACCACACAGGACAGAAAGCAGAUGUGGUGAUCAACUGCACCGGUCUAUCAUCUAAGACCCUUGGCGGUGUUCUCGAUGACAAGAUGUACCCCGCGCGUGGCCAGAUCGUCGUGGUCCGCAACGACCCCGGUCCCAUGAUGUCGACAUCUGGCACUGACGACGGAGAAGCUGAGGCGUUGUACAUUAUGACCCGUGCUGCAGGUGGUGGCACAAUCCUCGGUGGCUCUUAUCAAAAGCACAACUGGGAUCCAUUGCCAGAUAUGAACCUUGCGAAUCGCAUCAUGAAGCGUUGCAUCGACGUCUGCCCCAGUUUGGUUAAGAAGGGACAGGGAAUCGAGGGAUUGGAUAUCAUCCGCCAUGGUGUCGGCCUGCGACCUCUGAGAGAGGGUGGUACUCGCAUUGAAAAGGACAAGGUUGACGGUGUAGCGGUCGUGCACAACUACGGCCAUGGAGGAUUUGGCUAUCAGGCCUCCUUCGGCUGUGCAUAUGCCGCUGUGUCUUUGGUCAAGGAGGUCCUGCAGAACAAAUCUCGCGCUAAGCUGAUUUCUUGCUCAGCACAUAUGUCCAAAGAAGCAGCCCUGAAGAUCGACAAAGUCCUGAAUGAGUUCGGUAGAUCUCCUCUACAUGGCACAGUACUUGCCGACUCGCUAAAUGCCAGUCCUGAGAUACUGUUGGCGAUGCUCCUGGAUGCCCUGAUCAAAGCAAAGCCAAUCUCUCACGAGUUGACGAAGAAAACUAUCAAAAAACUAAUUGAAGCCGACUACCAUAACAUCGACGUACUUUCCGACACUACGUGGGAAGAUCGAACAAUGGUCUUGCAAGCAGGGGGGUACAACCGGUAUCGAGAGCAGGGUGCUACCAAUCUCGGUGAGCUUGCGGAGCUGGUUGUUGAGAAAUACGAUGGGGAUCUAAAUAAUCUCCUCAAGCAGGCAAACGGUAAAAUCGACAAAGCUGGACUAUUGCUGAAGGAGAUCAAGGGAAUGGGUGACCUGGCGGUGGAGGUAUUUUUCAACAGUGCUCAGAGCGUAUGGCCGAGCAUUGCUCCUUCUGUCGAUUCACGGAGCUUGAAGACUGCAGCAGAGAUCGGGAUUGGAACCGAUUUAGAUGAAAUAUACAAUGCACUAGAUAGAGACCCCAUGCGCAUGAGUUGGUUCGCUAAUGGUCUCUCAGAGGUCCGACUGGAGAAAAGGCAAAGGGAAAUUGAGGAAGUUUGA